AUGAAGUUUUUCGCAAUUUUCGCCCUGUUUUUGAUUGCGAUAAAGGCUCAAGAUGAUCGAGAAUACGAAAUAGAUGAGGCGUACAAUGAUGUUGUCGAUUUCGAGGAAGAUUUUAUGAUCGACGACAUUGAAGAUGACGAAUAUGACGAUACUUACGAAGAAUAUGAAAAUGAUGUCGAAAUUUCUGACUAUAGCUUCGUCGACGAUGGCGAUUACGAUGAUGAAGAUUAUCAAGAGUACUACAACACUAAUGACGUCCCUAUCUACGACUACGACGAGCAAAUUUAUGACCCCAUCGUUGAUUUUAUCGAUGGCGAUUCCCGAUAUCCUUUUCCUGACGAAAUCAAUUUGGAACCAACUGGCGAAAAUAAAAUCCAUGGCGGAAAGCGAUUCGCAUACAAAGGCACGAGAAACGACGGUGUCUUCAAAUACGUCAACUCUGGCGGAUCGCGACUGCUCUUUUAUCCGAAAACGAAAAAGUGGGCUCUGCACGACUCGGAGACAAAACUGUGGGCAAAGGAUAUUUCGGAUGAUAUCUGCGCGAUCGAUUUGCAUCUCAGAGGCAAUCCGUUUGCAUUUGGUACUGCCUGCUCUGGCCCUCAAUCAACAACUGUAGCUCCUGCAGAGGCCGAAGCUAGGGUUCAAGAAAACACCAAAACUGCCUCUUCUACUGGACAGAUGAACGUCUUCACCAUUUUUAUCCCAUCGAUUCUUGCUGCUCUCUUUUUCCUCUCAUAG
Oikopleura dioica is the source of this 738-nucleotide messenger RNA. NCBI's taxonomy places the organism in Eukaryota, Metazoa, Chordata, Appendicularia, Copelata, Oikopleuridae. The record is from the annotation of a GenBank genome assembly.